AUGAUGAAGUCCUUUCUCCCCGCGGACGGUAACCAGGCAGCGCGGGCAGCUGUCCUGGCAUCCAGCACCGUCUCACUCUUCACGUUUGGCGAGUUCUUGACCGGAGUUCCCUGGGCCAAAGUCAGUGACCGGAUAGGACGGAAGAGGACGCUGAUGAUAGGAGUCGUCUGCGGUGCCGCUUCAGCUCUGGCGUUUGGCCUGUCAAAGAGCCUGGGAGUUGCUCUGGUAGCUCGAGCAUUUGGCGGCUUGACAAAUCCAAAUGUUGGAGUCGUUUCAUCCUGCGUUGGAGAAUUGGUCAGGGACAAGAAGGAUCAAGGGCCAGUCAUUGGUGGCUGGCUGGCUGAGCCCACAAAGACAAUACCGUCAGUCUUCCCUGAAGGAAGCAUAUGGGAGAAAUUCCCCUAUCUGUUACCAAAUUUGGUCGUGGCAUUGUCCAUGGCAACCAGUGGACUGUUGGGGUUUUUCUUCCUUGAAGAAACACAUCCUCAUCUCGAGAAUAGCCGCAAUGUAGGAUUGGAGAUGUCCCAAUGGCUCUACCAAAAGACAAUGAAGUUGUUUGGCUACAUCGAUACCCAAAAAUAUGCCGUGUUAUCUUCUAAUGGAGACGACGAUAUCCCACUCCACUGCACGGAAGAUGUCGAGUCCGCAGCUGUAGAGGAGAACGAUUCCAAGGAUUCAGAUAAAGACACAAUUAUGCCAGUCAAGUCAUCUACAAAAUCUGCAUAUUCAGGACAAGUCAUUCUUCAAAUUCUAGCUGCGUCUAUAUUAGGCUUUCAUAAAGUGGCUUCGGACGUGAUUAUCCCUAUUUUUCUAGCUCAGGAUAAAAAACCGGUGCCUGAUGAGAAAGAUUCCAACUUUUUAUACUUCAUAACUGGCUUUGGAAUGAGCUCUCCAAUGAUCAGCAACGUUCUCCUAUCUCAGGCUGUGAUAGCCAUCCUGGCUCAGAUUUUUAUUGUGCCCAAAUUGAUUGCUCGCCUAGGACCUUUGAAGGUCUUUCGCUGGGCUGUGUUUGCUUUUCCAUGCUUGUACUGCCUAACGCCAUUCACCUCUCAAGUCAUCCACCCACUAUCGACAAUAUUGAUUUUGAUAGAUCUUUGGGUCAAAGCAAUUCUGGUAAACCUGGGCUAUACGGCUUCCAGCAUUCUGUGCGUGAAGAUACAAUCUAGCAAAGAGAGCAAAUAUCCGAUAUUGAUGUCCACUAACAUUAUAUAG
Molecule: messenger RNA, 1212 nt
Organism: Trichophyton benhamiae CBS 112371
Lineage: Eukaryota; Fungi; Ascomycota; Eurotiomycetes; Onygenales; Arthrodermataceae
Exons: 2
Coding region: 1-1212 (403 amino acids)
Biological process (GO): transmembrane transport
Molecular function (GO): transmembrane transporter activity
Source: RefSeq, a predicted model, not a curated record